This is a messenger RNA of Phlebotomus papatasi, 10236 nucleotides long. Its product is annotated as BTB/POZ domain-containing protein 3-like. NCBI's taxonomy places the organism in Eukaryota, Metazoa, Arthropoda, Insecta, Diptera, Psychodidae. The transcript is spliced from 3 exons. Gene Ontology annotation, molecular function: protein binding. The record is from RefSeq and is a predicted model, not a curated record. The coding region runs from base 8135 to 9487 and encodes 450 amino acids.
CGGGGGCUGAUAGAAUAAGAGCUAGCCUUCUGAAAAAUAUCCCAACCGAAGCAAAAACACUGCUCUUAGAGAUAUUUAAUAGUUUUUUAGAGUCAAAUAUAAUUCCUGAUUCAUGGUUAGUGUCAAAGGUCAUAGCUAUAAAGAAACCUGGUAAAGAUGGCUCACACUGUGAUCACUACAGACCUAUCUGCCUGCUUUCCAUAGUCCGCAAACUUUUCGAAAAACUACUUUUGAGUAGACUAGAUCGUUGGGCCAAACAGGAAGAUUUGAUCCCAAAAUCACAAAUGGGUUUUAAAAAUGGCGUGGGCACCCAAAACUGCUUAGUGAAGCUACACACGCAGAUCCAAUAUGCUUGGAGUAAAAAGAAAAUGCUGGGAUGUGCGUUUCUUGAUGUAAAAUCAGCGUACGAUAACGUCUUACAGUGGAUAUACUCUGCAGAGAUCUCGUGUUACAUGGGCUUCCUUUGAAAAUUGGACUUCUGAUUAGUCGCCUGUUUACAGAAAGAAGGCUACAAUUCUAUCAAAAUAACAGGGUGCAAAUCAUUCGCACAGGAUUUAGAGGACUACCUCAAGGAUCGGUGCUGUCACCCCUAUGUUACAACCUCUAUGUACGGGAGCUCGAAUCUGUGAUACCUGAUGACUGCUUUAUUUUACAAUAUGCGGACGAUAUAGCCGUAGGUGUAGUCCAUGCAGAUCCCAGUGGGAUUGAAAAUUCUUUAUCCAGAGCAUGCUCAGCGGUACAGAAUUUCUUGGAAACUAAAGGCCUGAACUUGUCUAUUCAAAAAUCAGCUUUUGUGCUUUUCACUCGAAAGCACAAUCCUCCGGUUAUCAGAGUGGAGUGGAACGAUGGGGUACUGCAAGGUGUCACAUCAUACAAAUACCUUGGUGUAAUAUUUGAUUGCAAAUGUUUGUGGGCAGCCCAUAUAAGAAGUAUCACAGCAUCAUGCAGUAAAAGGAUUAACUUCUUAAGAGCAGUAUGUGGUCAAAGGUGGGGAGCUCACCCGGCGGUCUUAAGAACUAUAUACGUUACAACCAUCAGAUCUGUGCUUGAAUAUGGAUGCCUGGUGUUUAGAACGACAGCCAAGGGACAUAUGAUAAAACUAUCGAAUCCAGUGGCGUUGUUUACGUAUAUGUUUAGGAUUAAUGAAGUCAACACACACAAUGACAGUGGAGGUUUUGGCGGGUAUUUGUCCAUUGGAGCUGCGUUUUAUUUUACUUGGCGAAAGAUUUUUAAUAAAGGCUACGGUGCGUCAACCAGAUCUGUGGGAAGACCUCAGACAACUCCAAGAAAUAGGAUCACGGUACACAUUAUCCCAUAUAGUAGGGGCUUUGGACGAAAUAGGGUGGAGCCCUACGCAUGGUUCCGAGAACUUGCAUAGCGUCUUCCAUGAGAGGAUUAAUGCAGUGGUAAGUAUAUCUGUGUGGGAGCAGCUAAGAGGCUUCCCCAAAGAUAUGUGGAGUUCUGUGGCCAGUUCUUUUGUUUUCGAAACGCUUCAUAAUGAGAAUUUAGUGGCAGCCCGUGUGAUAUACACUGAUGGCUCUAAAUCACAGCAAGGUGUUGGUGUGGGAAUUUGGGACGUCACAACCAGAUCACAGGACUGUAUCGCUUUGAAUUAUAAUGCAUCUAAUUUUACUGCAGAAUUAACAGCAAUUAAAAUGGCCCUCAGAUUUGCUAUUGAACACCCUACAGAACACGAGCAGAAUUGCGUAUUGUCAGAUUCAUUGUCCAGCAUUUUAUCAAUAAAACACUAUAAUGGCAAGAAUGUUGGUGGCUUACUGCAUCGGGAAAUUGCUGGGUUAAUUGAAGAUCUUAGGCAGUGGGAAAAAUCUGUGAGCAUUUGCUGAGUACCAUCGCAUGUAGGAGUGAUUAGUAACGAUAUGGCAGACGAAGCAGCGAGACAAGGAGCAUGUUCCUCAGUUGUCCAAGAUGAAAUGACUAGAACAGAAGAUUGGUUCACCAUUGCUAGAUGGGAGUGUGUAAGUCAAUGGAAAGUGGCGUGGCACGUGGACGAACUCGGCAGAUAUUGUCAUUCAAUCUUACCAGAGUGUAAUGUACAGCCAUGGUUUGCGGGACUAGGUUAACUGAAUAGAGAGACCAUUGUUAUAGUAAGUCGACUGAUUUCGAACCAUGUAGGAUUAAGAGUACAUUUACACAGGAUAAAUAUAGCUGAUCAUCCAUUAUGUGAGCGCUGUAAUGAAUAUGAGGACAGUCAUCAUGUCCUCUUCAGGUGUCCGCGAUUUGUGGUUGGCAGAGAAGAGCUUGUUUCCUCAUGCAGUGCUAUAUCCCCUAGCCUCCAGGUUAGGGACAUAUUAGCACUGUGUCUCGAGCGCAAGCUCACUGGACCUUUAAUUAUGAUAGCCAGAUUUGUCAAGAGAAAUGGCAUCCAAAUAUAAUACUUCUAGGAAUCCUGGCAGUAUCACUCCUAUGAGUGUUUAAAAGUGUAUAGUACAGAUUUAUGUAUUUAUUUUUAUGUAAGUGAUUGCGAGUUAGUGACAAUGUUCUACCAUGUAGGUUUUCGGUCAUGAUAGACUAAGAGCCUGAGACCUGAAUUAGAGAGGGAUGGGUGGGGAUAUAGAAAAAAAAAACAUGAUACAGUAGCACUCUCAAAUUCGGGCAUAUGGGACCGAAAUGUCAGCCGAAUUAGACAGAAAUUCGUGCGACAAACUUUUUGAAAUGCAACGAUUUUUAUUCAUGUCCCGUCUGGUCUGACACAGGGUAAGGGGGGCCCAGCGUUGAGCUAUUAAUUAACACCCAGCUUUAGGCACUAUUUUAGCCCUCAUCGGAAAGGCACAAAUUAAGGACUGAAUCUUGCCAUGUAUAUCAAUGGCGGUGGAAUGAAGCUGUCAAUUGCACAUCCUGAUUUCACCUUCGAAUUUUAUACAAAUGAUAGAAGCUACAAAGAUAGGGAUAUGUUUUAUUUAACCAGUAUGAAUGAUUUAACACUUUAGAAAAGCAAAAACUAUUCUGAAAAAAAAAAUUGUCUCUCAAAAAAUACCCCCGAAAGGAAAUAAAAACACGUAUUACAACGUUGGAAAUUUGUUUAUAGUUAUCACAACACAUUUCUCUACACGAAACGCUUCCACGCACAUUUAUUACUAUUUAAACAAAACACUAAAAACACUGAGAAUCUUUGCGAGAAUUUUAAAAACAAAUAAAAUAUUUUGGAAAAAAUUCCAUCUUGUCACUGACAGCUGAGCAUCACGGCCGACAACAUAAUUUUCGUAGUUCCGCUGCUCACCACCAUGAACGCAAAACAGUGUCCUUCACAUAUAUUUAGUAAGGGGUAUUUUGUAUGGGAGCUUCUUAAAGGUAAGGUAUGAAAGAUAGGGGUUAAUUGAGGCUAUAAUCCACGCUUACCUGGUCAGACGGGGUUAAUACAGAUAUUGAGUUUAAACACUCAUAUAUUACGUAAAUUGCGUGAAAAUUCCUCAAUAAUGCAAAAUCACAUCAAAACUAAGACAAACCAUGCUAAAUUUGAGCAUAUUUGAUUCAUUUGAUAAUAAUAAUCAAACUUGCAAAAUGUCAACAAACUUUUUUCAAAUGUAACCGCUGCCCAAAUUAAAAAGUAGCCCGAUCUUAAAAGAGCCGAAUUUGCGAGAGUCUACUGUAUACUUUUGUUAUCAAGGAAAAUUAAAACGGUCAAAAAGUCAAGUAUUUUUCUUAUUAUUUAUUAAUUAGUCUACAAAGCUGUUUUCUUCUGACGCUAAAUAACUCAAAAUCGAGGGAUUUUUAUUAUAUAACUAGUCUCUUUGUGGCGUUCGAGCAGUAAAAAAAAUGAAGAUCGCUUUCGAAAGCCAAAGAUUUUUUUUUUUUACUUUUCGUUUCCUUCACGUAAAGCAUGUCCACGAUAAAAUUUGAAGAAAACAAAAACGAUUUAACUUCAAAGCAUGUGUUAUAAUAUUUUUUACUCAGUGCCUUUUAUAAUCCAACUUUUGGCUUCCAAAUUCUCGGAUUUUUUUUUCUUGAGACCCGCAAUUAUGGUUUUGAUUAAAGGUCAUUUCUACGUGUCCUACCUCCUGACUAUCCUUUUCCACUUCUAAGCAAAACUUUUGAUGUCCUUGGCUCUUUUAGCAUUCCUCCUCAUGUCUCUCUUCAAAAUAUCCCAGUAUUUCUCAAUUAGCCGAAUUCCUGGGUUAUUUGAUGGGUUGCAGUCACGCAGCACACUGGAUGGCGUUAUCUUUAACCUUUUAAGGACGAUUGGGUCACCGGUGACCCAAAAAUGAAAUUUUUCCUACGAUCUUCUAAAGUUAUGCUUUAAAAGUGAUUUUUUCUGAGCCCCGAUUUUUGACCUUCUCGUCCUUAACUCUUUCGUCUCCUUUGGGACUUUUGGUACCCAUGGAAAAAAGAAUUUUUUUUGACUAUUUAGAAUCGAUAAAAAUCCGAUUUUUGUGGAUGAUUACAAACUAUAAGGAUGUCCGAAUCUAGGAUAUUUUUUGCAGGAUCCCAAUUAACUCCUGAGCUAAGAUAGGGGAAAGUGGUCUGCCUUUGAACGAAAAAUAAUGUUCCAAAUUUGAGAUUUUUUUCAGAGUAAACUACAAAAGGAGUUUUACUUUGCACUACACCAAAAAAUUCUCUUGUUCAUUAAGCUUCUAUGCUUACCCCAUUCAGGACUCGCAAGUCCUCAGUUUUUCCUGGUGUGGAACUUAAAAAUGUGAUGUCGAUAUAUUCAAAGGCAGCCUGCAUGGUCUGCCUUUGAAUGUGGUUGGGCAGCCUUUGAAUCUUAAUUUUUCACUGAGAAUAUUAGGGCUGUAGCAUUAAACGGCCCAUAAUUGAUUAGCAUGAACCCUAAUGCACUCAAUAAAACCACCACUGUAGUCAAAAGUCAUUAUACAACAACAUUUCUUACAUUUUUCUGAACCACUGUUUUUCACUUGAAAAUUUGUAAGAAAACGCUAUUGAAGUUGACAAUUCUCAGUUUGAAACAUCCCGGCCGGAGGAAGAUAGCAUAAGUAUUUGUAUGACAUUCGUCAGACAAAAGUAGGAGUUCUAUUCUGCUCCCGGACAGGAAGCUGUCAGAUGUUUCAAUGUAUGGAAAGAGAGGAUUCAAAGGCACACAACAUUAAGAUUCAAAGGCUGCCGCAGAGAAAUAUUUGCAAACUUUUAUCACCCACAAAAUUUGUCUCAUCUGAAUCAAAAUGUAUUUGGAGAAAUACCAUCCAAGAAUAACCUUCUAUGACUCACAAUAGAAGAUUUGUUCCAAAAAUUAUUUUGAUUAUGAAAAAACACAUGAAUUGUGGAACAUCAAAAUUACAGUUUUGAGCUCAGUUUCCUUUUUUUUGCCCUAGAACCUAGAAAAUAAGAGCUAGGGUCUGCAUUUUUUGAUGACUUGUGAGGAUUAUGAAUAGCUAUCUAAUAGAAAAGAAUUUAUGCUUAAAAGAAAAAUGAAAAAAAUUACAAUAUUCAAAGGCUGCCGCAUUCAAAGGCAGACCACUUUCCCCUAUUCCUGAUCUAAAAUCGUGAAUUUUCGAUUUUCUGCUUCCUUGCAGAUUUGCUUUCAGGGAAGUUUUUCCUAUUCUUCCAGAUUUUGGGGAAUUCUGAUUGUCCAAAAAGUGUUUUUUUUUGGCUCUUGAGAAAGCUUAAUGUGUCUACAAUAACAUCGUGUUGAGAGGAAUGUGUGUUAAAGUGUUAUUGUGUGAAAUAUUUUGAGGAAUCUGUUGGAAAGCAGGAGCUGGGUGUCCUUUUUAGCACUUCCUGGACAUCCCACAAGAUACUGGUCAAUAAUUUUUCUUGUUUUAGUGAUCAACAUUGUAAAGGAGUCAUUUGACACGCAAAAAUAAUUCACAGAAUUGAUAUUAUUGGCUUUUGGAAAAUUGAAGUUUGUCUCCUUUUCGUUCUUUUGGGGACGAGAGUACCCAUGAGUUUUCCAAUUUCCCAGAGGCGGAGAAAAUUCUUUCUCUACAAAAGUAUCAUAUUAUGACCACUAAGACUUACAAUAAAGUGAGUUUUACUGAAAUUCGUUCGCUGGAUAUGUUGUGGUCCGGAAAGAGUUAAAGGGUUAAACCAUCUUAUAGUGUCCUUGACAUAAUGACAGAAUGCUAGGUAUGGCUAGAACAGUGGAGGAUUGUUGUGGUCACGAUAAAGCGGCAGAGGACGCUUUUGAAGGCACUUCUUUAUGUACAUAAAUCUCGCAAUUAAUUGUGUCCAUUGUGAAGAACUCUUGGCUCCUACGACCACAGGUGCCAAUCGCUAUCCAUGAGUUUUUUUUUUUGGAAAUUUCGAGUAAUUUUUUAAUGGGUACUUCUUAGUUACACCCUUCCGAGAUUUUGCGGUAUAAAAUUGCUGACCAGGAAGUCGUUUGAAAUCGCCUUUUACGAUCGUUUCAUCAUCCAUUAGAAUGCACCCUUUAAUACCCCUCACAAGUUUGUCAUUCAAUCUUCGGGCUCUAGUUUUGGCCACAAGGCAUUGCUCACCACUACGAUAGGCUGUUGGUUGGGCUUUGCUAGUAAGCAAAUCAUUUUUCUUCUUGAUCUUCUGCACCAAACUAUUUAAGAUACCCAUUUUUUUGGUCACAUCUCGUGGAGAAGCAUAGGGGUUAAUCUUGAAGUACACAAGCACUUUUUCUCAAUUUGUUGGUCUUGAAUUCCUCGAUUUUUACCACAUUCUGGUUUUUGAGCAAUAGUUUUGGUUUCCUUGAAUCGUAAAAUUACGUUCCAAACGGUCCCACGUGAGUUUCCAGUUAUUAUUAUUAAUCGUAUCGAGAAACUUUAUUUGGUAUUACAAAAUAAUCGUUACAAUGUGCCUCGUGUUGGAAGAAUCUGCUGAUCGUAGAUCGCCCAGGAACGCCUUUCCCGUAGUGAAUGCUUCUUCCGUGCUCCUGAAGGAUUUUUGGGCAGAGGCGAUGCAUUUUAUUACGUUUUUAUCACAGUGAAUAAUGUCUUUUUCGCGCCGACAUUCAGUUGUUUGCACCGCACCGGACGGGACUCGAACUCACAGCUGUGAGAGUCGAGUCAAAGAUCUCACUGUUCAAGACCAAAUGGUCUUACCGAUUGCGCCACUGAGAUCCCCAAUUCCCAGUUAUUCUUCCUAUUUGUGAAUACGUGAGAUAUGGAUUUUGAAGAUGCGUGUCAACCAUGGCUUCUCGCCUUUUCUCCAUUUUUGUUUAAUUUCUCACUGAUUAAUAAACAUAGAUGGGAAUACCAUACUAAAACAAAGCUAAUGAAUGACACUUCAAUGUGAACACAAAAAAAACAUUCCGCACUGUCAUCAGGUUUUGACAGAUUGAUUUGUUCAAAUUUUAUCGUGGACAUGCUUUAGUGGCUGAUAAAGCUCCUUCUUGUUCGAAUUUCGAAGUGUCUUGUGGGUCGUGACCGUGUGAGUAUCAGUCAUCGCUUUGUUAUAAGAAAAAACGCAACAGUGACACUCGUAUUCUUGUUCCAUUGUUAUUCGCCUCAUAAAAUCACUCAAUAAAUCUUGAAACAUUUGAUAAUUUUCAAAUUAUUUCAACCUUGUGUGAAAAUUCAGUUUAAAAAUUUAAAAUUGUGUAUGAAUUCAUCGAGCAUCAAAUACAUUUUUAGCAAAAGAGUUCUUUUUAUCCUUUAUCCAAGGCACUAUUUAUUGAACAGUCAAAUUCCAGAUGUGAAUGAGAAGAUUAUAUUUGGUUUCUUUAUGAGCCCUCGAAACUUUCACCUAACCUAUAAUCGUUUUCGAAGUGCAAAAGUUAAACAACCCUAGAAAUUAUGUUUCUGAAACAAUUAUAGAGUGCAAGUUCAGAUUCGUUAAAUCUCCGAUAAGGCCCAAAUAGUAAGUAAAGAUUAUAUUGAAAUUUUCAACUUAAAUAAAUUAAUCGCAGAUUUCUUUUGUUGAAUUCUCUAAGAAAAGAAAAAAAUCAAAAAAGUAUGCUUUAUCAAACUACUAUCUAUUCUAACAAUAUUUGAGAGCAUACAGCUGUAUUAUCUUUAUUACAAUAAUUAAUUUUUAUGCAAAGUUUACCCUUUUUUUUUGGGGGGGGAGGAAACAGUCAUUGUGGUAUUGCCCGAAAAGAUAAACUGAGCUCGUCAUAACCCAUUUUUCGACUCAAUAUCACAUUAUUUCCACACCAUAAUCGACUUCUUAUCUAAUCAGCAAGAGAAAAAGCGCUAUCUCUCUAGCAAAGCGACAUUCCUACUAGUUGCAUUUGUAAAAUUCACGUUAAAACAUGUCAGCAACACACUGGUUUGAUUCUGAAGCCCCUCAAGCCACCAAAUCUACCCAGGAUAGUCCCUGGCAGGCUACAAAGAACAGCAUUCGCGAGCGAAAUGCCUAUCUCUUGGCUAGUGACCUAAUGUCGGACGUUUCAUUCGUUGUGGGUCAAGCAAAAGUUAAGAUUCCUGCUCAUCGACAUGUCCUAGCUACGACAAGUGCCUCCUUCUACGAAGCCCUCUACGAGCGCCCUAAUCCUCCGCCAGAAAUUGAGGUAACUGACGUCGAGGAGGUUUACUUUCGUGCCCUAUUGCGCUAUAUGUAUUGCGAUGAGCUGAAUAUAAACUCUGAAAAUAGCUUCGAACUUUUGCGUCUGUCCCUACGUUUCGGAAUUCGCCACAUGGAAACCCAAGUUGUUGAAUUCAUUGAACAAAGUCUCUCCACAGACAACGUACUAGAAGUAUUCCAGCAAUCCACAGUUCUAGGUUGUCAAUCCCUCAGAGAGAAGUGCUACAGGAUCAUCGAAUGGACAAUCAGGGAAAUUUUGGCUACUGACAAAUUCGUGAACACUUCUAGAGAAAUCUUGGGCCUGAUCUUGCAAAUGCCGAGACUCAAUUGCCGAGAAGUUGAAAUCUACCGUGCAGUGAUGCUUUGGAUUAAACAUCAGUGCAAUGAUAGGGAUUUACCCACAGAUGGCGAAUCUAAAAGAGAAUGGUUAGGUCUUGAUCUUUUGCAUCUCAUCAGAUUCCCAACAAUGACAGCUGAAGAGUUUUCAGAGUGUGCAACACUCGAUGGCUUUCUAACUGCUGACGAGAUAUCCCGGAUCUUUCUCGUGAUUAUGGAUAAAUUCAGCGGAGCCAUUGAAUUCUCCCAUAUCCCACGAACAUCCGUGAUAUCUUUCGAAACUUCUCGUAGCAUCGUGAUCCUCAAUCGAUUUACAAAAUGGUCUCGUGGCUUCAAUCGUACCAUAAACUAUGAUCAUCACAGUGUCCUUAUGAGUGUCACUAAGCCUACAAUCGUAGCCGGUUUUGGUCUACUACUUGACCAAAGUGACGUAACUCUGGAUGGAGCAAUUCUAACAUUUGCCGGACGUGAUCUUAAUUUGGAAACACUCGAAAACGGAACUCAUAUCAACAGAAUUGCCAUGAAGGACAAUUUCUACAUGGUUCAUGUGCUCCUGGAGCAACCUGUCCUUCUAGAAACUCACGAAAUGUAUCUUGUGAAGUUAAUGAACCCAACCAAUGGAUUCCAAACCAUCACUGGAGAAGUUAGAGAAAAGAUUACUUUUGGCAAUGCUGCAAUUUCAUUUAAAAAACCGACAAAGAGUCCGUAUGUCAAUGCUAUCGCUGAGAUUCUCACGUUGAGUUAAAUCGUUUUCUUUACAUUUUUUUUAUUGCUUAAAUGUCUCGAAUUAACAGAGAUAGGGUAAAGUUUAUAAUUUGGAAUUAGUAUUACAAGUUGGACAAUUCGCCGGUACAAGUUGGACAUGGCUUUUUUCUUGAUAAAUACAGUACAAAAUUUGUUUCUAAGCACAAGGAACCAAAUUAUAAAACUAAAGCAUUAAAGAUAUACACAUAAAAAUGAAGUACUAAAUUUAUCAAGACAAAAAGCCCUGUCCAAAUUGUACCAUUAUUGUCCAACUUGUACCACUGUCCAACUUGUACCACUUUACCCUAGAGCAAAAUAUAUUUUUCAAUGAAAUCAACUUUGUUAAUGCCACCAUAUGAAAUUUUUGAUUGCGUAUAAUUUGUACAAAAAAUGUUUGGAGAAAUAUUUCAAUUAAUAGUCAAGGAAGUAUAAAUAUUUAGAAUAAAGAGUGGUUUCCUCAAUAUUCCUUCGAAGGCAAACUAUAAGAUACCACUAUCUAAUACUACACGUGGCUAAUUCUACCCCGGUCUCCCCUCUAGGAUUAAACAAUAUCACAAAAUAUUCAGCCUAUCCAGAACUUUUAAAUUCAUUACAAAAAAAAUCGGACGAGGAGAAUCUGCUAAAACCGAAUUCAUAAUUACGUCAUGUCCUUUUUACUUUUAUUUCAGAUUUUAAGAUCAUUUAUUCAACUAAAUUCUUUUACGUGGAAAUUAAUCUCGAAAUAAAGAAAAUAUUUGCAUGGGAAAAGGA